GAAAAUGCAACGGCAGUUACUGAGUUCAUCCUAGAGGGUUUUUCAGGGCUUGAUCAAAGACUACAGCUAUUUCUCUCGCUGGUCCUUCUGCUCAUAUACCUGACAACAGUGAUGGGGAACGCAACCAUCAUUUUCCUUGUAUGUGUGGAUCACCACCUGCAAACCCCCAUGUACUUUUUCAUCAGCAAUAUGUCCUUCCUGGAAAUCUGGUUUACAUCCUCCACAAGCACCAAAUUGCUUGUGAUCCUGGGUUCUGGUAGGAGAACAAUCUCACUGCGCAGCUGCUUUGCCCAAUCCUAUUUCUGUUUUGCCCUGGGCAGUACAGAGUUUGUUCUACUUGUUGUCAUGUCCUUUGACCGCUACGUUGCCAUCUGCCUGCCUUUGCCUUAUACUGCCAUCAUGAAGCCUCAGCUCUGCAUCCACCUGGUUGUUGCUGCUUGGGUCAUGGGCACCACACUCUUGAGUUACCGCCUGGUCCUCCUCUACAAGCUGACUUUCUGGGGCUCGAACAAGAUCCACCUUUUCUUUUGCGACAGCUCCCCCUUGUUCAAAUUGUCCUGCUCUGACACCAGCCUGCUUUGGAAAAUGGACUCUAUUUUAUUAUCAUUUGUUAUGCUGGGUUCCUUCUGUUUAACUCUGGCAUUUUACACAGACGUCCUUUUCUGUAUUCCACACCUUCCAGCAGCCUCUGGGAGGAAAAAAGAUUUCACUACAUGUUCUUCCCAUCUCACCACCUUGGCCAUUGCCUAUGGGAGCUGCAUUGCUCUCUAUGUGCAUCCUUCAGAACACGUUUCCUUGGAGGCAAACAGAAUAGUAGCUUUGAUAAACACUGUCCUCUACCCAUUCUUAAAUCCUUUCAUCUACAAUCUUAGAAACAAGACCAUGAUACUGGCCCUGAAUGAAGCCAUUGCCCAUGCAACAAUAAAGCUUUUUGACUUAUCACAAUGCAUUUCUGGACAGCAAUUCCCAUGA
Chroicocephalus ridibundus (black-headed gull) is the source of this 972-nucleotide messenger RNA. Its product is annotated as olfactory receptor 6E1-like. Gene Ontology annotation, cellular component: membrane. The record is from RefSeq and is a predicted model, not a curated record. Gene Ontology annotation, biological process: G protein-coupled receptor signaling pathway. Gene Ontology annotation, molecular function: olfactory receptor activity; G protein-coupled receptor activity. Lineage: Eukaryota; Metazoa; Chordata; Aves; Charadriiformes; Laridae.